Daucus carota subsp. sativus is the source of this 855-nucleotide messenger RNA. RefSeq lists its product as uncharacterized. The record is from RefSeq and is a predicted model, not a curated record. The transcript is spliced from 3 exons. Bases 91 to 663 code for a protein of 190 amino acids. NCBI's taxonomy places the organism in Eukaryota, Viridiplantae, Streptophyta, Magnoliopsida, Apiales, Apiaceae.
UUUUUUCACACUAACAUCAACUUUCACAUUCAAGAAGAGUGCAGGAUUUAAGGUAAUAAAGUGAAGUGAGUAGAGAGACUCAAAACAAUAAUGGGGGCAGGGAAAGGCUCAUCUCUUGUUCAUCUUCUUGUAAUAAUACUAUGCUUGGUCGCUUUUGGCUUCUCCAUCGCCGCUGAACGUCGUCGUAGCACUGGUACCGUACAUAAAGAUGAGCAUACGAAUGCUACAUAUUGUGUUUACAGCUCAGAUGUUGCAACAGGAUACGGGGUAGGAGCAUUCCUGUUUUUACUCUCAGGUGAAUCUUUGCUUAUGGGGGUUACCAAAUGCAUGUGUUUUGGUAUACCUUUAACACCUGGAAGUGAUCGUGCUUGGACAAUCAUCUAUUUUAUCUCAUCAUGGAUGACUUUUUUGGUAGCAGAAGCAUGUUUAGUUGCAGGAGCAAAGCAGAAUGCUUAUCAUACUAAGUACAGGGAUAUGAUUUAUGCACAAAACAUUUCUUGUGAAACACUGAGGAAGGGGGUUUUUGUUGCAGGAGCAAUUUUCGUUGUUGCAACAAUGGUUCUUAAUGUAUAUUACUACGUGUACUUCACCAAGGCGACUAACCAGGGUGCUCGUAAAACAAACCGUACAAGUUCAACAGUCGGGUUAGCUGGUUACCCAUAGUAUUAUGCUUGUAAUAGAUUACGGUUUGCAUUUUAUCUCUUGUCGAAUUAGGCUCUGUUGUAUUGAAGAUUGGCAGCAGCAGCAUACUACUAAAGUUUGUGAUGUUCAGUGCCUCAGUGGCAUGGUGGCAACAAAUAUUUUGGAACUCCUAGUAAAAUAUAUUAGAUCGGAUCACCAAAUAUUCCUUCUUUC